UACCGGAAGAAGGUACAAGGCUGUUGAAACUGAGAUAACAAAAUGCUGACAGAGUUGUUGCUGUGUAUAAGCCUAGGAUGUUUCAUUUGGUUCUACAGACAAAGAAGACUCCAAAUGAAAACAUUUAAAGAUAUGAAUAUUCCCGGACCAGCACCAAACUUUCUGUUCGGAAACUUGUUAUCGUUUCUUGGUCAGAGUUUAUAUUUAACUUUCCGAAAAUGGGAAAAAAUAUACGGAAAGACAUACGGAUACUUUGAAGGUCCUACUCCAGUACUUGUGUCAUCAGAUGUUGACCUAUUAUAUGAUAUAUUUGUAAAACAGUUUAAAACCUUUCAUGCAAGAAAGGUAUACCCCGUACAAGUUGAUCCAGACCAGGACGAGAAUGUCCAUAUGUUCUUUGCACGCGGCGAGAGGUGGCGACGUUUGAGGUCAAUAGUUAAUCCGGCCUUCAGUACGUCCAAAAUGAAAGAAAUUGUACCCACAAUUAACAAACGAAUAGAUGAAUUAUUGGUGAUUGUUGAUGAUAACGCAAAAAAGAAGACAGAUUUUGACAUGUAUGAUCUAUUUCAGCGACUUACAUUAGACACAAUAGCUGAUUGUGGCUUUGGAUUAAAAUCGGAAUCGUUAACACGGAAAGAUGACGAAUGUCUUGUAAACUGUAGAAAUGUUAUUAGAGAUACGACAAAGAGGCCAAUCUUAUUUAUGCUGGGAUUUAUGUUUCCUACGUUGCAUGCUGUCUGGAUUGCAAUCUACAACGUUUUACGUCACGUGACUUUCAAUCCAGUGUUUUGGUUACAGGACACAAUGACGACAAUAAUCAAAGAAAGAAAAAUAAAACAGGAACAAAGAGUUGAUCUACUUCAGUUGAUGUUGACGUCAGAAUUUAAUCCAUCGGCCAAUAAGAUUGACGUUGGUGACGUUGACUUCAAUGACAAGGUAGUCAAGAAAAGAAUAUUGACCAAUGAGGAAUUAUCGGCUAUGUGUCUGCUUUUUCUCCUAGCGGGAUAUGAAACAACAAGUACAACAUUAGCUUAUAUUAUGUAUGAACUGGUCGUGAACCCGGAUGUGCAGCUCAAAUUGCAAAACGAAAUUGAUCACUUUUUCCCAGAGGAUACGGAGGACACUAAUGCAUUUUAUCACAUUAUUUCUCGGAUGGAAUAUCUAGAUAUGGUUUGGUGCGAAACUUUGAGAAAAUUCCCUCUAGCUAGCACGGUUGUUGCUAGACAGUGUAUGGAAUCGUGUACAGUCAGAGGUAUUAGAAUACCGUCCGGUAUGAUUAUACAAGCAAAUGUAUGGGAUAUCCAUUACAAUCAGGAUCUUUGGGGUGAGGACACAGAAAGAUUUAUUCCUGAGAGAUUUACCCAAGAAAGAAGGAAAACUAGACAUCCGAUGGCAUGGUUGCCGUUUGGUGGAGGACCCAGAACAUGUGUUGGCCUACGACUUGCCCAGCUCGAAGGCAAAAUGGCAAUUUGUAAACUUUUAAAACGUUAUUCCUUUAUUCCAUCAGAUAAAUUAGACGUACCUAUAAAAUGUAUUGAAGGUGCCACUAUUAUUCCAAAACAUGGAGUGCCGUUGACAGCGAUUCCUAGAUGACAUUUACCAUAAUCAAACUCUAACAGAAUAGAGUCUCUGAUCAACCGUGAUACCGCUCCAAAAACGUGUCAACUAUUACAUGAUUAGCCGUGAUACCGCGCCUUAAACGUGUCCAACUAUUACAUAUCAUUGAAGAUAGCCAUUAUUACGUUUUAUAUAUAACAUAUAUCAAUUCAAAGAGGGAAGCGAUUAGCUUUUGCUAUGAAAGUGGGUUAUACUACCAAGGAAGGUAAUAAUGAUAGGACGAAAACAUGAAUAGUGGUGUAUUGUAAAGUAACUGUAUAUUCACGUCCUGUACAGCUAUGUACAUACAAUAUUAUAUACUGUGCAGUUUGAUGACUUUUAUAGCCGACUACGAUGUAUCGGUUUUGCUCAUUGUUGCAGGCCAUGGUGACCAAGAGCUGUUUAUUUCUUUUUCACUUGGUCUCUUGUUGAGAGUUAAACACGUUUCAUUUGAAACCAUACCAUAUUUCCUUAGUAGCUCACCUGCCCAAAAGGGCAAAGUGAGCUUUUCUCAUCACUUGGCGUCCGUCGUCGUCGUCCGUCAUUGUUAACGUUUACAAAAAUCUUCUCCUCUGAAACUACUGGGCCAAAUUAAACCAAACUUGGCCACAAUCAUUAUUGGGGUAUCUAGUUUAAAAAAAUGUGUAAAGUGACCCGACCAACUAACCAAGAUGGCCGCCAUGGCUAAAAAUAGAACAUAGGGGUAAAAUGCAGUUUUUGGUUUAUAACUCAAAAACCAAAGCAUUUAGAGCAAAUCUGACAAUAGGUCAAAGUGUUUAUCAGGUCAAGAUCUAUCUGCCCUGAAAUUUUCAGAUGAAACGGACAACCGGUUGUUGAGUUGCUGCAGAUGAAUUGGUAAUUUUAAGGAAAUUUUGCUGGUUUUUUUUGUUAUUAUCUUGGAUAUUAUUAUAGAUAGAGAUAAACUGUA
This is a messenger RNA of Mytilus trossulus (common blue mussel), 2524 nucleotides long. Its product is annotated as cytochrome P450 3A24-like. Bases 43 to 1593 code for a protein of 516 amino acids. Gene Ontology annotation, molecular function: steroid hydroxylase activity; iron ion binding; oxidoreductase activity, acting on paired donors, with incorporation or reduction of molecular oxygen. NCBI's taxonomy places the organism in Eukaryota, Metazoa, Mollusca, Bivalvia, Mytilida, Mytilidae. The transcript has 14 exons. The record is from RefSeq and is a predicted model, not a curated record.